Messenger RNA from Dinoponera quadriceps, 2303 nucleotides. RefSeq names its product glutamate receptor ionotropic, delta-2 (gene Ir76b). Gene Ontology annotation, molecular function: glutamate-gated receptor activity. The coding region runs from base 151 to 1821 and encodes 556 amino acids. Gene Ontology annotation, cellular component: membrane. The record is from RefSeq and is a predicted model, not a curated record. NCBI's taxonomy places the organism in Eukaryota, Metazoa, Arthropoda, Insecta, Hymenoptera, Formicidae. The transcript has 9 exons.
GUCAGAAUGACCAGACGAGUAUCGAUUCACCUGGCUGCUGGUUAUGCCACAUUGAGCGGAGCAUUUCCGGACAUGAGAUCUGACUAUCCGGGGAAGAUCCAAUGAUCGACGUGCGCGUCGAUAAAAUGUAGCCGCGGAUACCACCGAAGGAUGCCCAACUUCCGACAGCUUUUACUUGGCACGUUAAUCUUCGUGACAUAUCAUCGUACCAGCUACGGACAAAAUGGCACGACCACGGACGAACCGUAUUCCGAGCAGUCAACGAUACCCGCGGAAGUGAAAAUAACAUCGUGGAACGACAUGCCAUUUUCCGGCCUGGUGAUGAAGAACGGUACAUGGGUGGGAAAGGGCUACGCGUUUUAUUUGCUCAGGUUGCUCAGUUCCAAAUUAAAUUUCACGUACACCAUCGUACCGCCGAACCAACACGUGUUGGGCAACAAACGGAAUGGAAUACUAAGUUUACUUUACGAGAAGAAGGUGGACAUGGCUGUGGCUUUCUUGCCAACUUUGCCGGAGUUGCGAAAAUUUUGCACGUUCAGCAUAGCUUUGGAUCAAAGUGAACUGACAGCCUUGAUGAAGCGACCGCAAGAAUCGGCGACCGGUUCGGGAUUGCUCGCACCGUUUAACCAAACUGUCUGGCUACUGGUACUCGCUUCAGUACUCUCAGUGGGACCGAUAAUCUACAUCUUCGCUACACUCAGGGCGAAAUUGUGGGGCGAUCCUGACUCGGAGAAUUAUAGCCUGUUCUCCUGUGUGUGGUUCGUGUACAGUUCUUUGUUGAAGCAGGGAACGAGCAUAAUUGCGACAACAGACUCAACGAGGAUUCUCUUCGCCACGUGGUGGAUAUUCAUCUUGAUAUUGACGUCUUUCUAUACGGCGAAUCUCACCGCGUUUCUCACGAGGCCGCAGUUCACUUUGCCGAUCAACUCUCUGAAUGAUAUAGUGCGCAAAGGUUAUCGUUGGGUCGCUCACAAAGGACGCACGAUCGAAUAUUUGAUCUCUCAAUAUCACCCGGACGAAUUGACUCCUUUGAAUUCUACAAGAUGGAAGGGUCACUAUAUCUCGGCGCACGAAUACCCGGUUAGAGCAAUUCUCAACGCGGUCGACAAGGACAAACUGUUCCUCGCGGAAACCCAUUACCUUCAGACUCUGAUAUUCGAGGAUUACGUCAACAAAACCCGCCUGCGUCUGGAGCAUCAGAAGAAGUGUACAUACGUCAUUAUGCCUAACACGAUCCUCGUUACCAGUCGAGCUUUCGCCUUCCCCAUAGGCUCUUCUUUGGAGGCACCGAUCAAUAAAGAGCUGAUGGCUCUGGUGGAGGCCGGCAUAAUAAGGCGCGCGAAGCUGAGAGACCUACCGCUCGCCGAAGUAUGCCCGGUGGAUCUUCGGUCCACCGAACGGCAACUGACCAACUCCGACCUGUCGCUGACCUACAAGGUCGUGGCUGGUGGAUACGUGAUCGCAGCGGUGGUUUUCCUCGUCGAGCUAACGAUUAGAUGUACCACAAACUGUUACAAACGACGGAAGACGAUCGGCAAAUGUUGCGACUUCAGUUGCUGCAAAUCGAAACGGCGGCAGCCGAAGGCAGCUGCGACCCCGGAACUGGUGUACAUCACGAAGAAUCGUUUCUUCGACAGCCGGAACAGUUUGCAGAAGAGAAGCGUGAGGCCGCUGUACCAGAACGUUCCGCACAAUAUCGUUCAGGGCAAGAGGCAUUUUAUUAACGGGCGCGAUUAUUACGUCGUGAUAGAUCGCGGCGGCGAUCAAAGAUUGAUACCCAUCCGCACGCCGUCCGCGUUUCUCUUUCAGUACGCGGCAUAGGCGAAAGAAACCGUUAAUUUGCAUUUUGCACACAGCCGCAACGAGCCGUGGAAUAUCGCAUCAAUGGAAUAAUUCGUUAGAUUUCAAAAGUGCUGAUUGUACACCGCACGGUAAAAUGUUUUGUGUCAAAUUUAACACAUUUUGCAUGGUCCACAUAAAUUUUUGUGUUAAUUUAAUAGAGAAUAAAUAUGCUCAAAUGAUAACACACAAGUAUUACGUCCAAAAAUUAACGCUAAAUUAAUCUUUAUAAUAUGUUAAUCGACACACUGAAGUAUAAGUAAAUUAUUAUAAUAUUUUACACUUACAUAUGUUAAACACGGGCUCAACACAAAAUAUUAAGGUGGUGUAAACACCUCAAUAUGUUAAAGUAACACACGGAUAUAUUAAAAAUUUGACGGAAAAUUUCAACAAGGGCCGAACACAAGCGAAACGUUUUUUUACUGUGUGAGUAUCGUACGUCGCCGAUGAUCAUAUCACCGUUC